AUGGCUACCGCAACUGUUCUCGAGAAAGCGAACAUUGGCGUGUUCACAAACACCAAGCAUGACUUGUGGGUCGCUGACGCGAAACCCACGCUCGAGGAGGUCAAGAACGGCCAAGGAUUGCAGCCUGGUGAGGUUACAAUCGAGGUUCGCAGCACCGGAAUCUGCGGGUCCGACGUGCACUUCUGGCAUGCAGGCUGCAUUGGGCCUAUGAUCGUCACAGGAGACCACAUCCUGGGUCACGAGUCUGCGGGACAAGUCGUGGCUGUUGCGCCCGAUGUCACCUCCCUCAAGCCUGGCGACCGUGUCGCUGUCGAGCCUAACAUCAUUUGCAACGCUUGUGAACCCUGCCUGACUGGUCGCUACAACGGUUGUGAAAGUGUUCAGUUCCUCUCCACCCCUCCCGUCGACGGACUGCUGCGUCGCUAUGUCAACCACCCCGCUAUUUGGUGCCACAAGAUUGGUGAUAUGAGUUAUGAAGAUGGUGCGCUCUUGGAACCUCUGAGUGUUUCUCUCGCGGGUAUUGAGCGUAGUGGCCUUCGCUUGGGUGACCCCUGCCUAGUCACUGGUGCUGGGCCCAUUGGUCUCAUCACCCUGCUGAGUGCUCGUGCGGCUGGAGCUAGCCCCAUCGUUAUUACCGAUAUCGAUGAGGGCCGACUGGAAUUUGCCAAGUCGCUGGUCCCUGACGUCCGCACCUACAAGGUGCAGAUUGGCCUCUCUGCUGAGCAGAAUGCCGAAGGUAUCAUCAACGUCUUCAACGAUGGACAAGGCUCGGGCCCCGGCGCUUUGAGGCCUCGCAUUGCGAUGGAGUGCACUGGUGUGGAGAGCAGUGUGGCUUCGGCGAUCUGGAGUGUCAAGUUCGGCGGCAAGGUCUUCGUCAUUGGUGUCGGAAAGAACGAGAUGACCGUGCCUUUUAUGCGCCUUAGUACCUGGGAGAUUGACCUCCAGUACCAGUACCGGUACUGCAACACCUGGCCUCGCGCGAUCCGCUUGGUGAGGAACGGUGUUAUCGACUUGAAGAAGCUUGUGACGCACCGCUUCCUCUUGGAGGAUGCGAUCAAGGCCUUCGAGACGGCUGCCAACCCCAAGACAGGUGCCAUAAAGGUUCAAAUCAUGAGCUCCGAAGACGAUGUUAAGGCUGCUUCCGCUGGUCAGAAGAUCUAA
Messenger RNA from Aspergillus tubingensis, 1161 nucleotides. Its product is annotated as NAD(P)-dependent alcohol dehydrogenase. Gene Ontology annotation, molecular function: zinc ion binding; L-iditol 2-dehydrogenase (NAD+) activity. The coding region runs from base 1 to 1161 and encodes 386 amino acids. Lineage: Eukaryota; Fungi; Ascomycota; Eurotiomycetes; Eurotiales; Aspergillaceae. Gene Ontology annotation, biological process: D-sorbitol catabolic process. The transcript has 2 exons. The record is from RefSeq and is a predicted model, not a curated record.